This is a messenger RNA of Meyerozyma guilliermondii ATCC 6260, 1656 nucleotides long. RefSeq names its product Fgr2p (gene FGR2). Gene Ontology annotation, molecular function: transmembrane transporter activity. Gene Ontology annotation, biological process: transmembrane transport. Lineage: Eukaryota; Fungi; Ascomycota; Pichiomycetes; Serinales; Debaryomycetaceae. The coding region runs from base 1 to 1656 and encodes 551 amino acids. The record is from RefSeq and is a predicted model, not a curated record. The transcript has a single exon.
AUGGCACAGCACGUUUCGACCCAAUUCACUAAUAAAAUCCGCAACCCCAGUUUCAAUGUUAUCGGUGCAUCGAGGUUCAUAUAUAAACGCUCGCGUGAAACUAAACGCAACAAUUUCAUCAUGUCAGAAAAAAAUUUAGCACCAGUCUCGUCGGCGGUGUCUACUGACACUGAUGUAACGUCAUUGGAUAUGCAGGGACUCGACGCUGGUGAUGCUGCUCUCCAUCAGAAAAUCAAACUCAUCAACGAUGCUAUAGACGAAAUUGGCUUCACGCCGUACCAUUUCAAGUUGUUUUGUCUUAGUGGAAUGGGAUAUGCUACCGACUCACAAUUGACAUUUAUUGAGAGUAGUGUCAGAACAUUCGUCAACUACCAAUUUGGGUAUACUUAUCCAGUGAGUUCCCAAUGUCUUUACUUUGGUAUGCUUCUCGGUACGUUAUUCUGGGGCUUUGGUGCUGAUCUUAUCGGUCGUAAGUUGGCAUUUAAUUUAUCUCUUUUACUCUCGGCAGUCCUCACGAUUUUGACUGGUGCAAUGGGUACUUUCACCACCUACUGUCUUUUUAUUAUCCUCUCUUGUUUUGCGGCUGGCGGCAACUUGGUGUUGGAUACUUGUGUGUUUUUGGAGUACCUUCCUCAUAAAAAUCAAUGGCUUUUAACUUUUUUUGCAUUCUUUUGGGGUAUUGGCCAAACUUUAGCUGUGCUUUUUGCUUGGGCCUUUUUGCCAAAAUAUUCUUGUGCUUCAGAAGAUUAUUGUCCAUCUCAUAUUAACCAUGGAUGGAGAUACACUUACUAUGUCAAUGGCGCAUUCGUGCUUGUUAUAGCGUUACUCCGUAUCUUUGUCGUGCGGUUAAAGGAAACACCAAAGUUCUUGGUAUCCAAUAACCGUGACGCCGAAGCUGUCGAAACCCUCCAAAACCUCGCUGCCAAGUACAAUCGUCCAUGUUCUUUGACCUUGGAGGCUCUUGAAGACUGUGGAGAAAUUACUGCCAACGACGAUUUCCGUGUCAAAGCAAGUUUGAUGAACACUUUCCGUUUAUCUGCCAAGCACAUCAAAAUUUUGUUCAGCAACAGGAAAACCGCUCGCUCAACUUCUCUCUUGAUAACAUCUUGGCUUCUUUUGGGUAUUGCAUACCCUCUUUACUCGGCUUUCCUUCCUCAAUACCUUGCUUCUCGUGGUGUCAAUGUGAGUGCUGACAGUACUUAUGGUGUCUAUCGAGACAACGUGAUUAGCAAUCUUUGCAGUUGUUUUGGUCCUAUGAUUGCUGGGUUGUUGCUUUACUUUGUUCCAUGGUUAGGUCGUCGAGGUGUAAUGGUGAUCGGUGCCCUAUCUACAAUGGCCCUUUUAUUUGGUUAUACUCAGGUCAAAAAUAGAGCUGGGAACGUGGGAUUAUCAUCGGCGGUAUACAUUGCUAUCUAUGUAUAUUACGGGUGCUUAUAUGCUUAUACUCCAGAGGUGAUGCCAUCAGCAGCUCGUGCUACUGGUAAUGCAUUGUGUAUUGCAGCAACUCGAGUCACUGGUGUUAUUGUUCCUGUUAUUGCCUACUUUGCCGGAAUCACUACUUCAGCACCAAUUUGGAUUUGUGGUGCUUUUGUCGGGGUUAUUGGAUGCAUUGCAUUACUCUUCCCAUAUGAGCCUAGUAAAAUGCGGGUGGUGUAG